CUGGAAACAUGGAAUUUACAGUGGAGUGUUGUCACCUGUCACAGUACAUAUUAAGGUGGUAAAUUAAAUUUUGUAAAAAUGCAGGCUUUUGUUUUAUUCAAUUUCUGCCUGUUAUUUGUUAUUUCAUCGAGCGCGCCAGUUAAAGAGGAGAACAAUCUCAAUGAAGCCAAAGAUUUUAGUGGAGAUGUUGGGGAAGAAGGCGAAUUAUUUGAGGGCGACAUGUUAUUGUCGUCGCAGCAACAUCGUGCGAUACACACUGCGACACAACAGCGCAACGGACUGUUGGGUGGUUCCAAACGCUGGCCGGAGCGCACUGUUGCCUAUCACAUCGAAGAAGAUGACUUCGAUGAGGAUCAAAUCAAAAUGAUUGAAGAAGGGAUGGCGGAUAUCGCUAAUAAGUCUUGUAUAAAAUUCGUGCCCAGAGCUUCUGAUGGUGACCAUGCUGUAAUAAUACAGGGUUCUGCGAACGGGUGCUUCUCUAGCGUAGGGUUUAAUACUCCAGGCGACGACGAUGACGAAGAGGUUAGUCAGGUACUGAACCUAUCCAAGGGCUGCUUCAGGCAUGGCACAGUAGUCCAUGAGAUGCUGCACACCCUGGGUUUCUAUCACAUGCAGAGCACAUACGAUAGAGAUGACUACGUCAAAAUUGUAUGGGAAAAUAUAAAAGCUGGCACAGAACACAAUUUUGCCAAAUACACGAAUGACACGGUAACCGAUUUCGGAGUGCCGUACGAUUAUGGCAGUGUAAUGCAUUAUCCUGAAACUGCUUUCUCUAAAAAUGGGAAUAAAACUAUAAUUGUAUUGAAGGACGAUGCAGUGAUAGGCCAAAGAAAUGGCAUGUCUGAAAGUGAUAUUCUGAAGCUGAACAGAAUGUAUUGCGAAUAGUCUCAAAAUGUCAUUGAAGAAUGCUGAACUAUGAAAUGCUAUGUAACGUCUCAAUAACGGCUGCUUGACCCUGAAGUGUUUUUAUUGAUAGAGUCGAAUUGGCAAUAAUCUGUGAAUAAAAGUUUUCAAAACUGAAA
Messenger RNA from Ostrinia nubilalis (European corn borer), 1022 nucleotides. Its product is annotated as seminal metalloprotease 1-like. Lineage: Eukaryota; Metazoa; Arthropoda; Insecta; Lepidoptera; Crambidae. Gene Ontology annotation, biological process: proteolysis. The transcript is spliced from 6 exons. The record is from RefSeq and is a predicted model, not a curated record. Gene Ontology annotation, molecular function: zinc ion binding; metalloendopeptidase activity. Bases 79 to 885 code for a protein of 268 amino acids.